GGCGGGAAAAGUUUGAGUCUCUCUCCUGAUUGGCCGGCCGCGUUUUAGAGGGAGUUGCGGGCUCCAAUUAAAGGGACGCGGCGGUCCAGGCGUCCCGCGAGAGGGUGUCGCGGGUUUCUGGCAGGCAGGCAGAGCGAGCGAGUGGCGGCGACCGGGUCCUUUGGCGCCUGCAACACCUUCCGAGUAGCCCCCGUUGUCCGAGGCGGAGGCUGUGUGUCAAGGCGCCUUUGCUUACCAGAGGCAGAUCCAGCUAGGGAGGAGGGAAACCACAGGCAGACGGAGGAAUGGAUCUGAGUUCAGGAAUUCAGAAGGUUUCAAUUAGCCAGCUGCCAUCAGGAAGAGGAGCGCCUUGUUUAAGAUGUAGAGGGAUGUGCUCUGGCUUUGAACCACACUCUUGGAGGAAAAUAUGCAAGUCAUGCAAAUGCAGCCAGGAAGAUCACAGCCUAAACUCUGACGCUGAAGACGACCGGAAAAUUGGCCGUUUGCUCUCUGAUUCGAAAUAUUCUUCACUAACUGCCCGGGUGAAAGGAGGUGAUGGCGUUCGCAUCUAUAAAAGGAACCGCAUGAUCAUCACUAAUCCUAUUGUGUCUCGGAAAGAUCCCACAUUUGACACUGUGACGUAUGAAUGGGCUCCACCUGGACUAACUCAGAAACUGGCUACCCAGUAUAUGGAAAUGAUUUCGAAAGAAAUGCAACCUGUGGCUGGAACAGAAGGAGCUUAUUAUCGUCGCAGGAGGUUGAUGAGACAACUUCCCAUCUAUGACCAGGACCCAUCUAGUUGCCGAGGUCUUUUGGAGAGUGAAGUCAACUUGAUGGAAGACUUUGUAAAGAAAUAUAAAAAUGAAGUACUUGGUGUUGGGGAAGUUGCACUGCCUGGUCAAGGGGGAACCACCAAAGACGAUGGCAAGCAACCUGACAAAAAUGUUCCUGUAAGAGAGGAAGCCGUUUCAACAAAUGGAACACUGGGGGAAGCAUCCAAAGGGCAGGAACUGUUUUGUAACCUCUGCAAGCACCCACUGCCUAUGGAGUGUCCUGUGGUAUACGCAGACCGAGCCAGCUAUGAUCACCAGUGGCAUCCCGCGUGCUUCGUAUGCUGCAAGUGCUCUGAACCACUCGUUGACCUAAUCUACUUCUGGAAGAAUGGCUCCAUCUGGUGUGGACGUCAUUACUGUGAGAGCAUAAGGCCACGCUGUGCGGCCUGUGAUGAGAUAAUAUUUUCUGAGGACUACCAGCAAGUUGAAGGUCUCACCUGGCACAAGCAACACUUUACCUGCCUGGAGUGUGAGGCCUUACUGACGGGCAAGCCAUUCAUCCUGGAUGCGGCCAACCUGUUGUGUACAACUUGCAGUAAAAACAAGCAUCUUUAAACAGCGUGUCACUUCACAAUCUGAAAGCUUUUGUUUUCUGAUGCAGACUAGAUUUGAAUCAAUAUGACAAAUAUGAGGGCGCAGGGAGAGGUCUAAACAAAGAAAACUGUUUCAUGUUGGGUUCAGACCGCCGUGGCUGUUUAUGGUGAAAUAAUUAUAAGACUUGAGAUGACAAAAGAAUUACAUGGUAGGAAAUGCAGUGGAGUGAAAUGUAGAGAAUGCAAUGUUCUAGCUUUCUCUAGAGAGACAUUAACUGUAACCAAAUAGAAUUGAAACCAGGCCUUGUGACCUUUAGUUAUUCAGCAACAGCAUAUUACAAAGGAGCUAAUCCAGGAUGUCUAGAUGUGUCCAGAAGUCUUCAUUUUGCUGCCAGGUUUUCUUGUUACAGAGGGGCUAGAAGUGCAAGCUCCACCAUGGCCCACGCUAACACCAGCCAAAUCUGUGGCUUUAGGAGAUUGUUCGGGGAGAACGAACAUUGUAAUGAGACUCUUUUCAAGUGAAGGUUAUAUUUUAUUAACUCGUGGUUGCAGCAUGCCAGAAUGAAAGACCGUAGAGACAGAAAUGGGUCUGUGCAGAAUAAAUGGAGCAAGCCUAUGAUGGAACUCAUGCACACGUGCGCACACACACCAGCUCUAGCUAUAGUCUGAGAAAAGGAUUAUGAGAUGGAUAAAUAGGUCGAAUUUAUUUAUGUUGGGUUAAGAAAUUUUUCAUCCCUGGCACCAAAAUGAUCGUAAUGCUCCGUUUUCAAACUUUAAAAAUCUCCCCUGUACAGUAAUCCAUAUGGAAGGAAUCAUGGGUAGAUAACAUCUCUGUGCACUUCAACAGCUGAUGUUCUGGAAAAUACACUAGUUCCUUUCAUACCCCUACCACAAAUGGCAGGAAGAAACAGUGAGAGCUGAAGUGCCAGGAUAAAAGCAUUUCCACCAAUAUUACCUCCUUACACUUCCCAGGGUAUCUGUGGCAAUAGGACUAGUCCAUUUGAAUGAAUUUUAAAAUAUGGGAAUUGCAGCAACUGUGUUGUCCAGGGGUGGACAGCCUUUUGACCUUCAGACAUUGCUGAACACUAGCUCUCAUCAGUGCCAGCCUGAGUGAUUGACAGUGAAGCAGAGAUGGGAGCUGUAGAGCAACAACAUCUGGGAAGAAGGACAGACUGCCUACCCCAGUGUAACCCAUUAGUAUUUCAGUAUCAGCUAACACAUCCAGUUUGAGAUGGAGACAUCCAAGUCUUCCUAGUUCCUUUUAUUUGUAAUAUUCUGCCUAAUAUUUGUGACAGACUCUUAUCAACCUAAACUGGAGGAGGCCUGCUCAUGGGAGAAAAUUAAAUAGAGUAGCUUCAUAAACACUGUCAUAUUUAAUUCUUUAAUUGAUGACAUGCCCAACAAGAUAACAGUAGCCCAAAUCCUGUUGCUUAAUGUAGUAAAUUGCACUAGAACAGGGCCACAGAAUCAAUUCCUCUCUAAGUUUCAUAUACUGAAGUGGCCCUAUUCUGUGACUUACUCUGCUAAAGUAAGCCAGAGUUAGAGAAGAUCUGUUUGAAUCAAUGGAACUUACAGAGCAGGUGACUCACCAAGCCUUAUUGAUUCAGUGGGUUUACUUUAGUGCAAUUUACUCCACUAAGCAACAGGAUUUUGGCCAUUGGCACUCAUGAUAAGCCUGCUUGGAAUCCUGAAAGUCAACUUAGGCCCUGUUCUUUCCAUCUGGAUUAGCAGUAAAGCUUGCUUUAGUUUUGUGUGUUACAAAGGUGCUAUUUUAAUUAACACCAAUGUAGGCCCAUGUAUAAUAAGCAAACAGUAAAAGUUACUUUGAUUUAGUUUUUUAAAACAAUAUUUGGUUUGGUUAACUAGCAAUAAUGACUUAGUAUCUUUAGUCACGUAGUAAGAGCAGAAAUUACUUAAAGUGGAAAACUGGAAAAAAAAUAAACAGUGCUUCAGUUUUUAAAACCUAAUACUUAUUAGGUGCUUGUAUUUUGUUUCCAGGCUUUUGAUCAGUAUGAUUGCUCAGAUGAUUUACGGAAGCUUGUGCCAGGUAGGAACAUUGUGUACAGUUGAAUUCUGCACCUAGCACAAGCAUAUCCAGUAAAUUCAACAUAGGGGACACGAUUUUGCAGAAAGAAGAAAAAAGGUGUAUUUUGAUAUGGAAAAACUCUCAUAAACAAGAGAAGGCCAUAGGCGCUUCAGGCAUUAAAGCUGAGCAUAUGGAUUCACAUGCAUUCUGUUGAUGCAGCUGUGCAAGUGCCUCACCAUCACUGACUCUUAUUUGACACACCUCACAAUGGUAGAAUAUGAAACAUGGGAGUUGUCAAAAUUGUUGCGUAGUUAUGCAAAAAGCAUCAUCUUGAGAUGUGAAUUGCUAGUUUUUAAAAAAACCCGUUAUAGACAUUAUCCAUUCGAUGGUGAGUCAUUCAAUGCUGCAUGCAACAGAUAUGCCAGUAAUUUGCCACAAAAAAGUUGUGCCUUCUGUGUAACCACACAGCAUGAUUUUGGCCAUUGUGUCAAAACCAUCUGGCCAAAAACUCGUAAAGUGUGCACCUGUAAAUUUUGUACAGGUGCACUUCAUUUCAGUGGUGCUUGUAUAUGGGAAAUUCUUCUCUGUUCCUGGAAACAUAAUAUGGUUAUUAAUACAUUUCCUCUCUACUCUUUCCAGUUUAUUCGCAAGUAGCUGUUAAAGACUAGAGCAGAAAUAUGUAACCAGCUGACAUGGAAAUUGUGGUCCUAAAAAAAGGGUACUUAAAAAUCACACUUCUUAGAAGGUGAUCCCUGUUUAGUUGUAUCUAAAAUGAUGUUUUGUUAUAAUACUGUCCUUUCAUGUUGUUAAUAUGGUAAUUACUGCAUAAUGAAUAUGGCAGUCUCCAUAUUUUUUAAAAAAUGCUAAAAGUCUCUUAUUAAACUAAUACCAAACAGC
Molecule: messenger RNA, 4268 nt
Organism: Pogona vitticeps (central bearded dragon)
Lineage: Eukaryota; Metazoa; Chordata; Lepidosauria; Squamata; Agamidae
Gene: LMCD1
Product: LIM and cysteine rich domains 1
Cellular component (GO): nucleus
Molecular function (GO): transcription corepressor activity; zinc ion binding
Source: RefSeq, a predicted model, not a curated record